Paralichthys olivaceus (Japanese flounder) is the source of this 3953-nucleotide messenger RNA. RefSeq names its product IKAROS family zinc finger 4 (gene ikzf4). Gene Ontology annotation, molecular function: DNA-binding transcription factor activity; RNA polymerase II cis-regulatory region sequence-specific DNA binding. NCBI's taxonomy places the organism in Eukaryota, Metazoa, Chordata, Actinopteri, Pleuronectiformes, Paralichthyidae. The record is from RefSeq and is a predicted model, not a curated record. Gene Ontology annotation, biological process: regulation of transcription by RNA polymerase II.
AUUCCUCAAAGCUUAAAUUAAAGUUGUAGUUUUGUGGUGCUUGUGUGACACUGAAUUGCUUCAUAGUGUCAAGUGUUCCAGCUAUUUUGUCCACCCCCUCAAGUUGUAACUCCUCCUUCAACACUCUUGGCCAUUACCUCUCUAUAAAUGUGGAGCUUCUCAUAUUCAUGUGCAGAAGAGUCUGGUACAGAGAUAGCAGGGCUCAAUCCAAGUUCAAUCCUCAAUUAGAAGUGAACUUAUUCUUAGACACUUGGAACUGAGAGGGUAAAGCUAUCUGUGUCCUUAUUCCUGGACAGCUGCUAAAUAUAUUUUAUAUGGCAUCUGGUGAGAGAAUGAAUGCUGAUGACUGUAAUGGGCGCUCAUAUGCACAGGGUAAUGGAGGCGAGUUAUCAACAGAACAGGAUUUUUAUGGAGCACUGCAGGGCCCUCCAGCGAAAUCUCCUACCAGUCAGCAGUCCUCGCCACACCGCUCCCUCAGUGCAAACUCCAUCAAGGUUGAGCUGUGCAGUGACGAUGAGUCACCAGAUGUUCCGCAGCCAGAGAACAGAGAGGCUGUGAGGGUUGAUAGUGGUGGAGAUGACAGAGGGGACCCCAUGGAGGAAGGAAACACAGAGUUCACUGGAGCUGGAAGAGACAAAGCGAGCAUUUACGGUGAGAUGGCCAGUCCCAAUGCAGCUUCACCAGGACCUAUCCGGCUCCCCAAUGGGAAGCUCCAGUGUGAGGUUUGUGGGAUGAUCUGCAUCGGACCCAACGUGCUGAUGGUGCACAAGCGAAGCCACACAGGUGAGAGGCCGUUCCAGUGUAACCAAUGUGGGGCCUCCUUUACCCAGAAGGGGAACUUACUGCGUCACAUAAAGCUGCAUUCAGGAGAGAAGCCUUUCAAAUGUCCCACGUGUAACUAUGCUUGUCGCCGGAGAGAUGCACUGGCUGGACACCUGCGCACACAUGCAGUCUCAUCUCCAACGGUGGGAAAACCUUUCAAGUGCAGCUUCUGUAGCCGCAGCUACAAACAACAGAACACACUAGAGGAACAUCUAGAGCGCUGCCAUAGUUAUCUGAGGAGCCUGGACCACCAGACAUCUGUCAACGCACAGUCAGCACAGGGUGAAGAGUCAGUCAAUAUGGAGAUUAUCACUAAACCUGUGCUCCAGCCAUCCAGUGAAAAAAUCCAAAUUGUAGAUAGACUGGCUAUUAGCAUCACCAAACGCAAGAGGUCAACACCACAGAAGUUUUUAGGUGAAAAGCACAUGCACCUUGAUAUACCUGAAGCACCUUAUGAAUUGUCCUCUGGCUCUGAGAAAGACGGGGACUUCAUGAGCUCUCAGCCUGCUGGGCUGGCUGAUUCACGCCUUCAAGGCGCCAGGGCUAAAAGUGACAACCAUGGGUCGCCUACUCUGUCUCAGCUCCAUCCUGCCUUUCUGUCGGAGCUCCGCACAGUUAUGGGCUCCAUUAACAGCAACGUGACUCCUCAGGGCCCCCGAGCCCAUGGCGGAGGUGGACUGGCUGCGAUGUCUCUCGGGCUGCCUGGGCGGGAGGCAGGCGAAGGCCGUGUUGACAAACCCUCAGUGCAUAGCCAUACCACCUCACCCAAUGGCUGUCCCGACUCUACAGACACAGAGAGCACAGCAGAGGAGCAGAGCACAAGGGCUACAGCCCCAACAAGUACCUCCAACAACCACCACCUCCACUAUCAAACCCCAGCACUGCCCCGCAGCCAUCCCACUUCCAGCCCCAGCCAGGCCAAAUACUUGAACCCAGAGUGGGAGAGAGCAUGUCCUGUGCCCUCCACCGUAGUAAAGAGGAGCCCUGGCUCACCCCUUUCUUCCAGGGAGACUGUGCUAGACAGGGACGGCAGGCCUGUGCGCGCCUUCCACUGCCAGCACUGUCGCAUCCUCUUCCUGGACCAUGUCAUGUUCACCAUCCACAUGGGUUGUCACGGCUUCCGUCAGCCCUUCGAGUGCAACAUCUGCGGCCACCUCAGCCAGGACCGCUACGAGUUCUCGUCUCACAUCAGCCGUGGAGAGCACCAGGUGGGCUGAGGGGAUGGGGGCUCGUGUGGCAGGAAGGCAGAGAGGCAGCUACUGCUUUCUAAAGUUGUGGGCUCACGUUUGUUCUGCACCAGAUCAGUUGCUUUAAAUCCCGAGUGUAAGUAAAAAAGUUUUGGUUUUAAUUUUGAGAGUAUUUAUGAAACUAGAAAGUAGACGCAAGUGAAGAAUCUUUUCAGCGCACCAUUUAAAGUUUAGGAGGGGGCUAAUUACAUGCUAUGAUUGAAUGCACUCCCAUAUCAAAUCAUCCAGCAAAACUACUGGUUUUGCUUCAGAAGUGCCUUCUUGGGGGAUUACCUCUUAAAAAACUGGGGUGGUGGGGUAGGUGCUCUUAAAUUUUGACUAGCCAUCUUUUCCGAAGUGAUAUAGUUAGCACUUUUAAAAGGUCAUGCACAGAGGCAUUUAAGAAAAGCAUGGCAUGUAAAUUCCAAGAAUUAUAUUUGGUAUACUUAGUAUGCACCAGGAGCUUUGUUUUUUCUGUUUGAGGAGGGUAUUUUGUCUCGGGUGUCAGGUAAGCUUAAUAUGCACUGAAGAGCUUUGUGCUUCUGGGUUUUGGAGGAGCGUUUGUCAUUGAAGCACAGAAAAGGAUUGCCUUAACUCCUACACUAGUACGCUGCUGUAGGAAUACAUAUUGUUUACAGCACGGUUUAACGGUGUGUGAAGUCACCUCAGAAGUAGAUAUUGUACAGCUGCACGGUGAGAAGACUAUCAGGACAAAGGAAAAUCAUGAGAGGAAGUAAACUUGAAAAUCAUCUGCAGGGUGAAAAGAGGCGUUCAGGGCUCAGAUGUAAAAUAGGUGUUUUUUGGAUGUUAAAGUGAGCCUCAGAAAACUGGUGCAGAUCAGACCAUGAGCCAUGUAGUGUACAGCCUGACUGAGACGACCUGGGGUGCUCUACCUACACAGGAUUGCACUUAUAGGUUCCCUGCUUAUAUAUGAGCAUCUUCGCCGAAAGCACUUUGACGGCUUUACAAUGUUUUGUUCUGUGAUUGUUUCUACUGCACUGAGAAAUCGCACCACACUCACAAAAACUGAUCACGUAAUUUGCAACGCCAGUGUGUUUUUAACGGAGCUGGCCUUCUACAGAGUCCCACGACAUUGCACUGGUUCCGUGAGGUCUCCACUCGAGUUUGCUGCAAUGUGAGACUACUAAAUCAAAUCAGUUUAAACUAGAAGAAUUCUUUUGCGGUUUUGCUCUCAGCGGUCGAGGCUGAAGGUUUUAAAUCAAUCUCCAUCAAGUAAGUGAUUUAGCAAAUGAUUUAAAAAUGAAUGAACAAAUCAGUUUGGAUCUGUUGAGUUAUCACUUGUGAUUAUCUAUUUAGUGUUGUUUGUUUCAGCCUUGUUGUAUUUAAUCAGCUAUAUUCCAAAUCUUAUCCAGCAUAUUCCUCAAGUCCAUGAAAUGUUACCUCCUGCUUCUUUAUAGCACCCAAAUACCUUAUUGCUACAGUAUGGUGAGUUAUCUGAUAAUGUUAAUAUUGGAAACACGAAUGAGACCAAACUCAGUAUUCUUACUUGUUGUUGUGGAGUUUGCUGCUUCAUAGUUUAACUUGAUUUCCUUUAAUCGCAGGCAAAGACGUACUUGAAACCGUUGAAGAAAAAAAAAUCUAAAACUGCACUUGGUUUGAUAAGUAGAGACGUGUGUGUGAAUGGAAUAUAGCAUGUGUGCUUGUCAUUUUUCUGCUUUUACCUGAACCGUGAAUUAUUUUUGAAAUGUGAAGUAAUUUCAAGAAGUGAAAAUGAGGCAUGGGUUUCUGUCUCCUCGUGUGGACUUUUCAAUGUUCUAUGAUAUUUUGUGAAUGAUGUAACAUGACAAAACACUUUACCUCAAAGUUAAAGAUGUACAACUGCCUCAUUAUUUAAAAAAAAAGUCAUGUUCCUUUCUGAGAUGUUCUUGCAGUUACAAAUGCGUG